Molecule: messenger RNA, 465 nt
Organism: Carya illinoinensis
Lineage: Eukaryota; Viridiplantae; Streptophyta; Magnoliopsida; Fagales; Juglandaceae
Exons: 2
Coding region: 1-465 (154 amino acids)
Source: RefSeq, a predicted model, not a curated record
AUGGUUCGUACCUUCUUUCGUAAAUUACUCAUAUACGUAUCCUCUGAAGAUGAUAUUGAUGUUGUUCUUAAUGACAAGGCCAAUGGACAAUCAUCAGGGCACAAGCGUCAAUUUCACGAUUAUUUUGCAGAAAAUUCAGUAUAUCCCUUGAAUCUAUUUCGAAGGAAAUUUCGGAUUAGUUGUCCUCCAUUUCUCUAUAUUCUAAAUGAGAUAACUGCAGCACUUAAAAUGCUGGCAUAUGGGAUUACUAGAGAUUUUAUGGAUAAAUACAUACGUAUUGGUGAAAGUACUGCGAUGGAGAGCCUAAAAAAAUUCUCUGAGACAAUAGUAAGUGCUUUUUCGGAUGAAUAUCUACGAUCUCCAAAUUUCAAUGAUAUUGCCCGAUUACUUACUGUUGCUGAACAAUGGGGAUUCCCAGGAAUGCUGGGAAGCAUUGACUGCAUGCAUCAGAAGUCACAUCCAUGA